Brenthis ino (lesser marbled fritillary) is the source of this 366-nucleotide messenger RNA. The record is from the annotation of a GenBank genome assembly. NCBI's taxonomy places the organism in Eukaryota, Metazoa, Arthropoda, Insecta, Lepidoptera, Nymphalidae.
AUGAUGAUUCUGUUGGAAACUGACCUGUUUCUGACGGAGGAACGGGAAGAGAUCGUAAAGUUCCUUUGCGGCAAGCGCGUAGAGGGCGCAGGCGCGGGAGCAGACGAGGACGUGGGCGAAGUCCGCGGCAGACGAUUGCCUGCCACACUCGCCACCAGCGCCACCACCAACCACCACCUGUACAUCACGGAACCGGACACGAACGCGACACGACCGACUGUCACGCUAGCGAGUUGCCGACUAUUCAGAGAUGCAGUACACUCGAUCCCGACUACCUUCACUUUUGUUCUGAGCUCUGCGACGUCGACGCCCCACUAUGAAGCUACGAUGAAAGCGAAGGCUUUCACUGCUAUACUGCCACUAGCU